UAAUGUUUUGCGGUCUGUUUACUUGGUGACGCUCUCUCUCUCUCUCUCUCUCCCUUUCACACUCUCUCUCACACCCGUUAGGUGCCAUGCUGUUUGUUUUAUCGUCUGGCUAAUCUAAUUUUUUGAUCCGAGGUGCUUUUUCCAAGUAGGAUUAGCAGCAGGUAGUGGUGGGGAUUGGUGUGCUCUUGUGGUGACACAAAAAAAAAGCGCGUAUGCCUCUUCAUAUGACUCCGCCGCUUAAGGAGUGAAGGCAGCAAGCAAGCCUUACACACACACACACACACACAGACACACACACACACACACACACACACACACAAACAUACACAUACCUACGUGCGCUCGGCUCAUAAUCCAUGGCUGGAUUUUAUGUGAACUCUUCUUUUCUCAUCUAUUCCUUUCAGUUUUUUUAAUCGCUGUGCUUUCCAGAAUGUUAUCUCCAAUAACAGAUAGUAGGUAAUGGUACACAAUGACAGAUAGCAGGUAAUGUUACACAAUAAUAGUUAUGAGACUAUCUAAUAAGGGUAAUAAUGGCUCAUGAUCUCCCUCCUCCUUUUCUCUUUUUAUCUACCCAUCAGGUCUCACCCCCAGAGACUCUCCAGGGCUCUGCUUGGCAGCACCCCACUGCCCCUGCUUCUUCUCCCCCGCCUCCCCCAGCGCAGAGGCCAGAGCUCUCCCCCCCCCCUCCUCCCCCCCCAACCCCAAUCCCAUCCCUAACCCCCUUGCCCCUCUCCCUGACCCCCCCAGCCCCGGUGAGGUUGCCCCCGCCCGGCCGCCACCACGUCUGCGGAGUGGGUGCAGGCCCCCUCACCGGGGGCCACCAGUGAGGAGCUGUCGGAGCCCCUGGACAAGCCCCUCGAGAACGACGCGGAGGGCGUGUGGAGCCCCGACAUCGAGCAGAGCUUCCAGGAAGCCCUGGCCAUCUACCCGCCCUGCGGCCGGCGCAAGAUCAUCCUCUCCGACGAGGGCAAGAUGUACGGACGAAAUGAGCUGAUAGCGCGAUACAUCAAGCUGCGGACGGGGAAGACGCGGACACGGAAGCAGGUCUCCAGUCACAUCCAGGUCCUGGCGCGACGGAAGGCCCGGGAGAUCCAGGUGAAGCUGAAGGACCAGGCAGCCAAAGACAAGGCCCUCCAGAGCAUGGCCAACAUGUCAUCUGCUCAGAUCAUCUCCCCCACUGCCUUUCAAAACAAGAUGGUGCUGCAGGGUCUCCCCCGGCCCAUGUACCCCUCGGCUGGCGGGUUUUGGCAUGGUGCUCUUCCGGGACAGCCUGCUGGUCCUGAAGACAUCAAGCCUUUUGCCCAACAGAGCUACGCCAUGCAGGCGUCCGGCCCUCCCACCAUAACAGGUUACGAAAGCACGGCAGGGCUGACCAUGUCCCCCAGCGCUCCACCCUGGCAGGGCCGCAGCAUCGCCAGCUCCAAACUCCGCAUGCUGGAGUUCUCUGCCUUCCUGGAGCAGCCGCAGGACUCAGAGACCUUCAACAAGCAUCUAUUUGUGCACAUCGGUCAGUCCAACCCCACCUUCAGCGACCCCUACCUGGAGGCUGUGGACAUCCGGCAGAUUUAUGACAAGUUCCCAGAGAAGAAGGGCGGCCUGAAGGAGUUGUUUGAGAAGGGACCUGUGAAUGCCUUCUUUCUUGUCAAGUUCUGGGCGGACCUAAGCAUCAAUCUCCAGGACGACAGCAACUACUUCUAUGGCGUGUCCAGCCAGUACGAGAGCUCUGACAACAUGAUCAUUACCUCCUCCACCAAGGUCUGCUCCUUUGGCAAGCAGGUGGUGGAGAAAGUCGAGACGGAGUAUGCACGCUUUGAGAAUGGCCGCUAUGUGUUUAGAAUUCAUCGCUCACCACUGUGCGAGUACAUGAUCAACUUUAUCCACAAGCUCAAACACCUCCCAGAAAAAUACAUGAUGAACAGUGUACUGGAGAACUUCACCAUCCUGCAGGUGGUGACAAACAGGGAUACACUGGAGACGCUGCUAUGCGUGGCUUACGUGUUUGAGGUGUCCACCAGUGAGCACGGGGCCCAGCAUCACAUUUACAGGCUGAUCAAAGAUUGAGAGUCGAGGAGGGAGGCCUCCCUAGAAUCUGUUACCACUACCGCAAAAAAAAACUACCACAACCGGUGAACCUCCAACCCAUCAACCACCAUAACCUCCCCUUUCUACACCAUACUCUCCUCCUCACCACUGGACUGCAAUUAAAUCCUGCUCAUCUCAAGUCGUCGGAGCCAAGCUAACACUGGGGCCCUCUCACUCUGUCCAGGCCAGGCCAGACAAUCCAGGGAAGAUGAGGCUGACAGACUGACGGAGAGACCGGUAGACGUGACGUGGACGUGGAUCCGUUUCGGUCACCUCAGAAGCAGAAGCUAGGUCUACCGCAUUGUCACUGUGUGGGGGAAAAAAAGAGACGUAACAGAUCCCCAUUUGGGUCUGUGUUUUUGUUUGUUUGUUUUUGUUUUUAUUUUUUACUGCCAGAGCCACACAUUGAGAUGUUGCAUGAUACUCCCCCCUUCUC
Clupea harengus (Atlantic herring) is the source of this 2518-nucleotide messenger RNA. It is a transcript of the gene tead4, whose product is annotated as TEA domain transcription factor 4. Gene Ontology annotation, biological process: regulation of transcription by RNA polymerase II; embryonic organ development; hippo signaling. The record is from RefSeq and is a predicted model, not a curated record. Gene Ontology annotation, molecular function: DNA-binding transcription factor activity, RNA polymerase II-specific; RNA polymerase II cis-regulatory region sequence-specific DNA binding. Gene Ontology annotation, cellular component: transcription regulator complex. NCBI's taxonomy places the organism in Eukaryota, Metazoa, Chordata, Actinopteri, Clupeiformes, Clupeidae.